AUAAGUCAGAAUAUGACAAAAUAUAUCAGGAUGAAAUUCUUAGUAAUAAAAAUAAAGAAAUUUGCCAAAAUGAAAUCUGCUAUGUUCUUGAUGAACAUAAUAUUAUGACAAUUGAUUCUAGU
Messenger RNA from Racocetra persica, 122 nucleotides. The record is from the annotation of a GenBank genome assembly. NCBI's taxonomy places the organism in Eukaryota, Fungi, Glomeromycota, Glomeromycetes, Diversisporales, Gigasporaceae.